AUGGAAGGUUCAGUCGGGAUGAACCCGAUACCUACGUCGCCUAUGUACACCCUGCCUGGGGUUAUGCAUUAUUUGCAAACAGAAUUCACGAGGAACGAGCGGGACAGAAUUGGUUGGGAGCUGGAGAGGAGUGAGAUGAAAACCCGCAUUGCGCAGCUCGAAGGUGAGAACCGCACACUUCGAUACGAGUUGGCGAAACAAAAGAGCUCUUCGGAUACCGCAGACCAAAGUGGUCUAACCAGCGAUUUAGCAAUCCAAGAACCGCUACUUUUGAAAUCUAAGCUCGCUGUGCAAGAAAAUGUUAAGGAGAUCAUAUAUCUUCUGCGAAGCCCUAACGUCACAGAGCAAUUACAUGAACUAGGGGAUUCAGCGGAUGUUGUGCAUGGCCUGGAAGCUAUGAACUUGAACCUUCCGCUCAAUCAGCAUCAGCACCAACAAUUGCAGAGACAGCAGCAGGCGAAAUCACAAACACAGCGUCAAAGCCAGCAUCAGCGUCAGCCGCCUCAGCAAGAUUAUGAUAACGUGUCAACUCAAUCCAUUAGACAAGCACCAGUAGAGUCAUUCACGCCAGAUGUUGGGUUACAGGCGCGGUCAAUAGGCAGCCAAAGCGAACAUGUAUCCGGCGUGCUUGAUGGUAACACGUCCGACCAGAACUCUGAGGUGGAUACGAUUGUGCCGGACGAUAGUGCGACGACCCGUCCCAGAGCUUCAUCUCUGUUUUCUAGCAAAUCUGGAAGCAUUGCCCCAAACCAUGUUUUACGCUGCAAGCGGCUCAGAUAUCAUCUUGCAGGACUUGAAAAACUGAUAAUAUCUCACCAUAAUCUGCUUUCGUAUGCUCGUGAUGGGCUCAUGAAACAUUGGCUGAUCGAACCCAAUUUAAACUGCAAUGACAAGCUCACGAAAAGCUUUCACGGUCUUGCGCCAAUAGUGUUAGGACUGUACUGGUUAGAUAACCAAACCUUUUUCACAGUGGACAAUUUUGGUCUUAAAGUAUGGCUCACGACAGAAAGUGCGCCUCAUUUAUCGCUUGAUGUUUUCGGCGGUAGCUCCGACGUUAGCUUUUCUGACAUUGGCAGUAUUGACUUCAAAAACGGUUGGUUAGUGCUAACCUGCUUGGACGUCGUCCACAUCUGGGAAGUUGUUGUAACUGGGAAGGCUAUUAAUAUUGGUAGCAGGCACAAAGUGGAAGGUACUGGUAAGGUUGUGGACUCUAUUCUGGGCAUGACUGAAAAGUCGCUAAUCCUUUUCAAGGAAGACCCCUAUGAGCUUGUUAUAUAUACAUUCGGGGGUGAUAUUUUACAAAGGAUCAGCUUACAGGAAGCAGUGUCGAAACAAACAGAUUCCGCUGAUACCAGCAACGAUGGCUGUAAGAAACUCUUGCUGAACAAGCAAAGUUCCAAGCUCCUUAUCCAGUUAGGUAGGUUUGUGGCCGUUUACUCUUUCGACAGAAAGAAAAUCGUGCUGUCGAAGCAGCUUACUAUGACUCCCACCAGUGCUAUAUUCCGGUCUCCCAAAGACUACGUGAUAUUUGCUUAUGAUGAUGGCUUGAUCGAGAUGAGGAACAUAAACAACUUUCAAGAUGUCGUAAAAACAUAUAACCAUUAUGACGAAGAAGCCGAGUAUGAAGAUGAGGAUGAUACUAAAGCGAACGCUUCCAACACAACAGAAAAAGAGGUGAUGAGCGAAGUCAGGCAAACAACAUCCAAAGGAGUUAUUAUUGAUAUGACUGAAAUUGAUUCAGCAGCGGUUAUUGUCUCAGGUGGAGAUGAUGGCAUAAUUAGAUUGGAAAGGAUGGAAGAGUGCGGGUGA
Lachancea thermotolerans CBS 6340 is the source of this 1809-nucleotide messenger RNA. RefSeq names its product Far8p (gene FAR8). The record is from RefSeq and is a predicted model, not a curated record. Lineage: Eukaryota; Fungi; Ascomycota; Saccharomycetes; Saccharomycetales; Saccharomycetaceae. Gene Ontology annotation, molecular function: protein binding. Bases 1 to 1809 code for a protein of 602 amino acids. The transcript has a single exon.